AUGCUGAUCAAAUGCGGUUGGUUCGACGUAGUUGGCAAAGAUCAGCAAAAGAAGAAAAUAUCAGUGGCGGAAUAUUUCAAAACGAAUGUCGGCAUUGCACUCAAAUUUGCAAGGUUACCGUUAAUCAUUGAGCGUUGUGAAAGCGGUGAGAAUUACUAUCCGAUGGAGUUGUUGGUGGUUUGCGAGAAUCAACGAGUGAAACAAACACAACAAUCAUCCGAGCAAAUACAAGCAAUGAUUUCGGCAUGUGCUGCAUUACCAUCGGAUCGUAAACGUCAAACGAGUAUAAUGACACAAGCGUUGAAGUUGGACGGUGCCACUAAAAAUCGAUGGUUCGAUGAAUACAAUGUGAAGAUCACGAAAAAUCUGGCGUUGGAAGGACGUGUGCUGCCAUCCCCUCAAAUAGAAUACGGACGUAACGUGAAAACGCCCGUCAAUCCUGAACGUGUCAGUCCAAACAAUAAUUCUUUGGGAUUCGUUUGUUUAAUUCCAGUGGAAUGUUCAAAUUUAGAAACUUGA
Messenger RNA from Anisakis simplex (herring worm), 519 nucleotides. Lineage: Eukaryota; Metazoa; Nematoda; Chromadorea; Rhabditida; Anisakidae. The record is from the annotation of a GenBank genome assembly.